AUGGAUUAUGCAACCCUUUUCGAUCAGGCCAUCGGUCAGUACGAUGAGAAAUUGAAAGCAAUCAAUCAAAAGAUCCACGAAAAUCCAGAGCUUGGAUUCAAUGAAAUAAAGGCACACGACAAUAUUACGUCCAUGUUAAAAGAGCUAGGUUACUCUGUCACGACUGGAGCGUAUGGUGUACCAACAGCUUUCUCAGCUGAGUAUGGUAGUGGGGGUCGUCUUGUAGUGUACAACGCGGAAUAUGAUGCUUUGCCCGAUAUCGGACACGCAUGUGGCCACAAUCUCAUUGCUACUGCUUCAAUUGCAUCAUUUCUUGGUCUCGCGGCAGCAAUCAAAGAGAAGAAUAUUCCUGGCCGAGUCAGACUUUUGGGAACACCAGCCGAAGAAGGAGGCGGAGGAAAGUUGAAGCUCAUCGACGCUGGAGCGUACAAAGAUGUUGAUGCUUGUAUGAUGGUUCAUCCAUCCAUCAGAGACCCUAGUCAUGGCCUCGUUGGCUCCGCUUAUAGUACCACGUUGGCAAACCACAAGUUUAAGAUUCAUUACACGGGCAAGCCCUCUCAUGCGGCUAUGGCACCUUGGGAGGGUAUCAAUGCGCUUGAUGCUGUUGUUCUUGCUUACAAUGCUAUAAGUGUAUUGCGACAACAGAUCAAACCAUAUGAAAGGAUCAAUGGAGUGAUUGAAUCUGGUGGUACCAGACCAAAUAUCAUCACGGCUAGUGCAGGAUUAGUUUAUUAUAUCCGAAGUGCUACCCUUAAAGAAGCCGAUGAGCUCAAAGCCCGAGCCAUCAAAUGUUUCGAGGGAGCUGCUAUUGCAACAGGCUGUACCGUCGAGUUUGAAGAGAUCAAUACAUACGCGGAUACACGACCCAAUAAGCCAAUCUGCUACCAGUACGCCCAGGCGAUGGAAAGUCUCAAAUACCCAGUUACAUGUGAUUUUAAACACAUUGAUAAUGCGCCUGGCUCAACAGAUAUGGGUAAUGUCACAUACGAAUGUCCCGGCUUCCAUGGUUGGUAUGGUAUCUCCGAUACAGCAUUUAACCACACUCCUCAAUUCACACAAGCCGCCGCUACCAAAGAAGCUCAUGAUAUUACUAUUGUGACGGCUAAAGCUAUGGCGAUUGUGGGAUGGAAAAUUCUUACAGACGAUGAGGUAGCGGAGAGUGUACGGAAAGAUUUUGAAGAAGAUAAAACCUUGAGGGAGAAGCCCAGGGGUGUGGUUUCGGUGGGAGGUGCUUGCUGA
Botrytis byssoidea is the source of this 1239-nucleotide messenger RNA. RefSeq lists its product as uncharacterized. Lineage: Eukaryota; Fungi; Ascomycota; Leotiomycetes; Helotiales; Sclerotiniaceae. Gene Ontology annotation, molecular function: dipeptidase activity. The record is from RefSeq and is a predicted model, not a curated record. Bases 1 to 1239 code for a protein of 412 amino acids. The transcript has 5 exons.